Messenger RNA from Aureobasidium musti, 834 nucleotides. Lineage: Eukaryota; Fungi; Ascomycota; Dothideomycetes; Dothideales; Saccotheciaceae. The record is from the annotation of a GenBank genome assembly.
AUGAAGGAUGUUGGCAUAUCCCAAGAUCAGUUCAACGUCGGUCAGCAAAUGUUAUCACUUGGCAUUGUCCUCUUCGAGAUUCCCUCCAACAUGAUUCUGUAUCGAGUCGGCCCUGGAAAAUGGUUAACUCUUCAGCUCUUUUCCUUUGGCGUCGCGUCAACCUUCCAGGCCUUCCAGAACAACUAUGCAUCCUUCAUUGCGACUCGUUUUCUUCUUGGCCUGACCGAAUCUGGCUUCAUACCUGGUGGUCUAUGGACUAUAUCUACCUGGUAUACGAGAAAAGAGACGGCUAAAAGAGUCAUGAUAUUCUACUUUGGCAACCAAUUUGGUCAGGCUUCGGCCAAACUCCUUGCUUAUGGUAUCCUACACAUGCGCGGUGUAGCUGGUCGACCUGGAUGGUUCUGGUUGUUCAUUCUCAUGGGUGGUUUCACCUGUUUCUGCGGUUUCAUUUUCGGCUUCUUCCUUCCCGACUCGUUCCGCAAUCCUUGCUCGACAUUUUUACCCAGACAUACAAUAUUCACAUCAAGAGAGAUUCACAUCUUGAGAAACCGUGUCUUGCUCGACGACCCGGCAAAGGGAAAGAAGAAAAAGAGAAUUGGUUUGACAGCUUUCAAGAAAGCUUUCAGCAGCUGGCGCAUGUGGGUGCAUUUCCUGAUCACCUUGACAAACAAUGGCCCUCAACGUGCUUUUGAUACUUAUGCACCUUCGAUCGUCAACAGCUUCGGCUUUGGAGGUCUGUCUGCCAAUGCUCUGGCAGCUGUUGGUUUGUUCUUGCAAAUCCCCGUCUCUUACACCUUCAGCUACAUCUCUGAUCANUUUGUAAGUGCAAUUUAG